Messenger RNA from Dromiciops gliroides (monito del monte), 2834 nucleotides. It is a transcript of the gene DNAAF3, whose product is annotated as dynein axonemal assembly factor 3. The record is from RefSeq and is a predicted model, not a curated record. NCBI's taxonomy places the organism in Eukaryota, Metazoa, Chordata, Mammalia, Microbiotheria, Microbiotheriidae. The transcript has 8 exons. Gene Ontology annotation, biological process: axonemal dynein complex assembly; motile cilium assembly. The coding region runs from base 1069 to 2403 and encodes 444 amino acids.
CUGGUGCGGACCCAGGUGGCCGAGUACGUUCGAGCACAGUCCCAGCGCAUGCGCCGCCUCUUGCCUGAGCCGGAUGACCUGGCGACUCACUUUCCUCACCUCAACCUGCAAACGCUCAAGAAGCCAGUACCCUCCUGCAGGCCUCAUCACCUCUCACUCUGACCAGGGCAAUGGCCUUUUGACCGGGCUCCCUCGCUCAAAUCUCUGUCCUUUACAAUUCAUCUUCCAUGUGAUUCCAAAGUGAUGGUCCUGAGGCACACGUGUGACUAUGUCACUCAGUGCUCCACAAAAUCAGCGGAUUAUUAUUAUCUCUAAGUAUCAAAUAGAAACUCCAAUUUGACAUUUACAACUUUCUAUUUCAGCUUUAGUUUUUGGCAUUUCCCUGGCUAUGGUCCAAUUAGGCUGGUCUUCUUGCUUUUCCUCAAAUAUAACACUAGAUUUUCUAUUUGUACUUGUUUCAAGGAAUGGCUGGCUGGCUGAAUGGAUGGGGGAUGGGUGGAGAGAAAGCAUUAAGUGCAUUCUAUGGUCAGGCAUAGGGUUGGGCACUGGGGAUCCAAGGGCCACAUGAGCCAAUUGUUUUGGCCUAGGGUGGAAUGGAUGGAAUGGAUGGAUGGAUGGAUGGGUGGAAUGGAUGGGUGGGUGGGUGAAUGGCUGAAUGGCUGGAUGGGUGGAUGGGUGGAUGGAUGGGUGGGUGGAUGGAUAGAAAACCUCUUAUGGGUCAGGCUCAGGGUUCGGCACUGACUGGAGAUCCAAAGGGCGAAAGUCCAGCAUUAAUUCCUGACCUGGAAGAGCAUUCUAGCUCUACUUGACCUUUAUCCCAUUUUUUGCUCUUCUGGGUCCCUGCCUCCUGGCCUAUCCUAGAGCCAGAAUCCUGUCCCCCUCUAGUACAGCUCCCCUCUCUUCUCUCAGUUCCGGGAGCGGGACUCCCUGGAGGCCGUGUUCACCUUCUGGGCAGCCUCCGAGGCCGAGUCCUCCUUCCCCCUGAGCCGCUUGUGGGACUCUCGACUCCGAGGCUACCUGGGCUCCCGCUACGACGCCCGGCAUGGGGUCAGCGACUGGGAUUUGCACAUGAAGCUGCAUGACCGAGGGGCCCGGGUCAUCAACACCCGAGAGUUUCGUCGUUGGCGGGAAACCAGUGUGGCCUUCGAGAUUAGGGAUGCCUCAGCCUAUCAACUCCCAAACCGGACCCUGGCGUCUGGGCGCCUGAUGAGCCAUCGAGGGGAGCGAGUGGCUGUGCGAGGCUACUGGGGGGACGUGGCUACCGGGCCGUUCGUGGCUUUCGGCAUCGAGUCUGACGACCCGAGUCUUCUGCAGACCCGCAACGGAACCCCUGUCAAGUGCGCUGGUGAGAUCUCCUUGCACAACGUGACCUCAACGUUUCGAAACCAGUGGUCGCCGGGGAGGAGAUUGUCUGGGGUAGAACCUGAAGCCGAGGCGGAGGACAGGGGCCCAGGGUCUGGUGAGGAAGAAUUGGAGGCCCCGAAACAUUCCUUCUUCCUGAUAUCAACAGCUCCUUUUAAUCUAUUCCCUAGAGAAUCCUUGGACUCCAGACCUUUCCGGGUCCACUUCCUGUCCCUGGGGGCCGCCCCGACCCUGCACCAACGAAGUCACUUCUGCAGCCGCUUCCAUCUCCUCUACGUGUCCUGCGGGAUGGUCCACCAGCUGAGCCCGGAGCUCGGCGCCUGCGUGGCUCCUGGGGGCCGCCUGAUUGUGGAAUUGGCCAGGUACCUUGUGGACCUGCGGCCUAACCAGCUAGAGAGUUUCUCUGAUCGAGUCCGGGAGCUGGCUGAGGCUGCCGGCUUCGUGCCAGAGUCCCACGAGAGUCCCCCCGAAACCUUCGCCCGCUUUUCUCGAAAGCCCCGGGAUGGCCCGCUCCCCAAGGAUGCUCAGGGUUUAGGUCAGGAGGCCGAAGCUCCGCCCCUUGAUAACCUGACUCCUCCCUCAAAGAUUCUGAGCCCGCCUCCUGAGACCUCUGAAAUUCUUAGACCAUCCACUAGCCCAGAUGUCGCUGGAAUGGCUCCUUCCUCCGAGGUUCUGAGCCCACCUUCUGAGCCCUCUGAACCCACCCCCUCUGAAAUUCUGAGCCCAUGCUCAAAUGCCGAUGCUCCCAGUGUGCUGAGCCCGCCCCCGGAGGCCUCUGAGCCCGCCCCCUAUGACGUUCUUAGACCAGCCACCCGCCCAGAUGUCUCCGGAAUGCUGAGCCCGCCCCCUGACGCUGUGACCCCACCCUCAGAGGGUCUGAACCUGCCAACGGAUGCUGAGCAGGGCCCUUCUGGAAUUCUGACCCCGCCCUCUGAAGACUCCAUCCCCGCCCUCUCUGGCAUUCCCAGACCUGCCGCAGGUCCCGAUGAUCUUGGAAUGCCCUCUGGGGAGCCGGGUCAGCCCUCUUCCCCAAGACUCUGACCCCAGCCUCGGCAUUUCCAAACCCUUCCCUCGACGAUUCUGCGUUUGGCUCCAGAUCCUGAGGCUCAUGGGAUCCUGAUUCGGCCGCCGAAUUCUAGCUGGGGCUCCUUGGUCCCCGAGUCCUCCCUCAGUGUCUCCCCUUCCCCGCCCCGCCACCUGUCCACGACUAUCUUGACCCCAGGAUUCCGAUCCCGCCCCCCCUCCCCCCGAAUUCUGACUUCUCAGAGUCCCCUGUCCCUCCCAGGGGGUCAGGACUUGUUAGAAUAAAAACUGUCGGACCCUAUCAUCAGUCUGCCAUCUGGGAGGGGGUGCGGCAUAUCGCCACCGCCUUAAGGACAGAGUUCGGGUCCCUGGGUCCCUGAGUCUGGAGCUCAGGAUGUCUGGCUUCCAGAGGGAGCAGGGAGUGCGUCUCACGAUGUCUAGGUCCCCGA